AUGCUGCCUGGCCAUGAAGUUCACGCACCCGCGGCCAAGGACAAACGGAGCCCUACCCAGCGAUGGCAAGAAAACCUAAGCUGCAUGCAUGCGGAUUUGAUUUGCCUGUUGCUUUGCUUUCUUACCGGAUUGUGCGAUAGCAGUGCCUACAAUGCUUGGUCAUGCUUCUUGGGUAUGCAAACAGGAAAUACGGUGUUUCUGGGUCUAGGUGUCUCAAAUCAGCCAAGCAACAAGCCUUGGGGCUGGUUAAAGUCACUUGUCUCGAUCUGCUCUUUCUUUGUCGGGGCUAUUAUUUUUGCGACCACGAUGCGCAAAAUCGGCGCCUUGCGCCGAGGAACCCUGUUUAUGUCGUUCCUGGUGCAAUCUAUUCUCAUUAUCAUUGCCGCGGCGCUGAUCCAGGCUGAUCUUAUUCCACACACAUCUGCGGAUGCUUCCCUCGCCGGGGGCCGGCUGUUUCUGGAGUUGAUCCCUGUCGCAUUGUUGGCUUUCCAGUCGGCAGGCGGAAUGGCCUGUAGUCGCGCUCUGGGUUAUAAUGAAAUCCCAACAGUUGUCCUGACAAGUGUUUAUUUUGAUAUUGCUUCUGAUGUCAAAAUAACUCAGAAACUUACCACCAAUGCCAAGCGGAACCGCCGAAUCGGCGGGGUUGUGUCUUUGCUGAUAGGAGCGAUUGUCGGAGGCUGGCUCAGCCGAUCAAGUGGCGGCAUGACAUCUGCAUUAUGGAUGGCAGCUGGCUUUAAACUCAUUGCUGCGUUUGGUUGGCUGUUCUGGAAGGCUGCCACCCCUUCAUGA
This is a messenger RNA of Penicillium macrosclerotiorum, 789 nucleotides long. RefSeq names its product YoaK family protein. The transcript is spliced from 2 exons. The record is from RefSeq and is a predicted model, not a curated record. NCBI's taxonomy places the organism in Eukaryota, Fungi, Ascomycota, Eurotiomycetes, Eurotiales, Aspergillaceae. Bases 1 to 789 code for a protein of 262 amino acids.